CAGCGAACCGUGCUCAGUCGGUCUCGGUGUGUACGCGUCUGCAGUCGUGACUCGCAGCGCAACGGUUCCCUCGACGGUUUUCAGUGCGAUUGUGUGAUAUUCAGGGGUGGUCACUUCCUUCAGUUCGUUCAGUGAGUGCGCUGUUACGUGUGUUACGCCUAGGUGAAGAAGUCUCGGAAGAAGUGCAGCACUCAAGGACGAGUGCCGGAAGAGCUAGGAAUGCGGAUCCCCGUAGCUGUAGUGUUCCUCAGUGUGGUCGCGCUAAGCGCUGCACAAAACAAGGAAGAAAAAGAAUUCAAAUGCCCCGAAGGCUUCGGAAAUGGAAACUUUGCCGACCCCAGCACCUGCCGGAGGUUUUAUCAGUGCGUAGAUGGUUUCCCGUACAUUAACCGGUGUCCAUCCGGGCUGUUCUUUGACGAUGUGCAAAAGUUCUGCACUUUCAAGAACGAGGCCAAGUGUGGUCCACUGGCAAACCAGCCGGCCGCGACCACGGAGGCGCCAGUGGAUCUGGCGAAGAAGUGCAAUCCCGCCGAGUGCGACCUGCCGUACUGCUUCUGCAACAAGGACGGCACCCAGAUCCCGAAGGGACUCAAUGCUGACGAGAUUCCACAAAUCAUUUUGCUGACCUUUGACGGGGCGGUCAAUUUGAACAACUACGAACACUACAAAAAGGUCUUCAACGGCAAGCGGCAGAACCCUAAUGGAUGCGACAUCAAGGGAACGUUCUUCAUUUCGCACGAGUACAGUAACUACCAGCAAAUCCAGACGCUGGCCAACGCUGGGCACGAGAUUGCACUGGAAACGAUCUCGCUGCAGAUGGGACUGCAGGACAAGGGCUACGAGGAAUGGGUCGGCGAAAUGAUUGGUAUGCGAUCGAUCCUGAAGCACUUCUCCAAUGUGUCGUCCAAUGAGAUCAACGGAAUGCGCGCUCCCUUCCUGAAGCCCGGAAGAAAUACUCAGUACAAGGUCAUCGAAGACUUCGGGUUCAUCUAUGACAGUUCCAUCAGCGUUCCACCAAGCCCGAUCCCAAUGUGGCCGUACACCCUGGACUACAAGAUUCCACAUCAGUGCAAGAGCGGGACCUGCCCGACCAAGUCGUUCCCAGGUAUUUGGGAAGUUCCGUUGAACGCCCAUUACGUCGAGAGCUACGAGGGCGGUCACUGCCCCUACAUGGAUCAGUGUGUGCUGCAUAAUCACGACGCCGAUGAUGUGUUUGCCUGGUUGCAGGAGGACUUCGAAAGGUAUUACUACCAGAAUAAGGCUCCAUACAUGAUGCCCUUCCAUACCAACUGGUUCCAGAUUCGAGAGCUGGAGCAAGGUCUCCACAAGUUCCUCGAUUGGACGCAAACUCUUCCCGACGUGUGGUUCGUGACGGUAACGCAGGCCCUCACCUGGAUCACCGACCCGAAAACGCUGAACCAACUGAACAACUAUGAACCGUGGAACUGCAAGUCCAGAACCACCCAGACGCCGAAGCCGUGCAACAUCUCCAACAAAUGCGCUCUGGCCUUCAAGGAACCGACCUCGAACAUCAGCGACACCCGGUACAUGGAGACGUGCUUCGACUGCCCGGCCGUCUACCCCUGGCUGGGAGAUUCCCACGGAACGGGCAUUCCCGGACGGGACAACUACAUUGACCAGAGCGGAGCGGGCGGUGGCGGCGACGAAAAGGACGCAGGCGCGGAGGACGAAAACUAGAGGUCUGACCCGUUGUGAUGUGUCCCCGCUAGGGGGGACACGCACUACUUUUAGAGUAUUUUAACUUUAUUGAAAGAAAAGACAAAAACAAACUUUAACUGAGCGAGUGGGCGCUCCACGUGGGAGCCAAAUUAUACGAUAUGUAUUCUCUCGAUCGCAGGGAAGAAAUAUUCUAA
This is a messenger RNA of Aedes albopictus (Asian tiger mosquito), 1874 nucleotides long. It is a transcript of the gene Cda4, whose product is annotated as chitin deacetylase 1. The coding region runs from base 220 to 1698 and encodes 492 amino acids. The transcript is spliced from 8 exons. Gene Ontology annotation, molecular function: chitin binding. Gene Ontology annotation, cellular component: extracellular region. The record is from RefSeq and is a predicted model, not a curated record. NCBI's taxonomy places the organism in Eukaryota, Metazoa, Arthropoda, Insecta, Diptera, Culicidae. Gene Ontology annotation, biological process: carbohydrate metabolic process.